AUGCAACACCGCCACUCCCUCACCACCGCCCUCCUGCUCGGCGCCGCCGGCAUCGCCUCGGCCGCCCCAGUCGAGCAGGAGCACAAGCGCGCCGUCGACUGCGCCCCCAUCCACGUCUUCGGCGCGCGCGAGACCACCGUCUCCGCCGGCUUCGGCUCGUCCGCCACCGUCGUCAACCUCAUCCUCAACGCGCACCCGGGCGCCACGUCCGAAGCCAUCGACUACCCGGCCGCUGGCGGUGACAGCUACGGGUCGUCGGUGCAGACGGGCACGGCGAACGUGGCGUCGCAGGUCGAGGCCUAUGUGAGCGCGUGUCCGGAUGCGAAGAUUGUGAUGGUUGGCUAUUCGCAGGGCUCGCAAAUCAUGCAGAACGCCUUCUGCGACGGUGGCGACACCAACCAGGGCAUCACCGACACCACUGCGCCCAUCUCCAGCGACGUUGGCUCCCACGUCGCCGCCAUGAUCUGGAUGGGCAACCCGCGCCACAAGCCCGGUGCGUCGUACAACGUCGGCACCUCGACCGCUUCGGGUUUCGACCCCGAGUCCCAGGAAUGCACGGCCUACGCCGACAUCAUCCAGUCCUACUGCGACGCGGCCGACCCCUACUGCUCCAACGGCAGCGACGCCUCGGUGCACCAGGGAUACGGCACCGAGUACGGCCAAGACGCCCUCACCUUCGUCAACAGCAAGCUCGGCUAA
This is a messenger RNA of Diplodia corticola, 699 nucleotides long. RefSeq names its product acetylxylan esterase precursor. Gene Ontology annotation, molecular function: hydrolase activity. The record is from RefSeq and is a predicted model, not a curated record. Bases 1 to 699 code for a protein of 232 amino acids. The transcript has 3 exons. NCBI's taxonomy places the organism in Eukaryota, Fungi, Ascomycota, Dothideomycetes, Botryosphaeriales, Botryosphaeriaceae.